This is a messenger RNA of Alligator mississippiensis (American alligator), 2277 nucleotides long. RefSeq names its product phospholipase D family member 3 (gene PLD3). Lineage: Eukaryota; Metazoa; Chordata; Crocodylia; Alligatoridae. Gene Ontology annotation, molecular function: catalytic activity. The coding region runs from base 16 to 1815 and encodes 599 amino acids. The transcript has 12 exons. The record is from RefSeq and is a predicted model, not a curated record.
GCAGCUCUGAUACCCAUGUACCAGGGGCCAGGGUGGGAGGCCGAGGAGGGGACCCCGAUGCCCACAGGGGACCUGCCCCCCUCCAGCAACGAAUGCCCUGGUGCCCGACAGCCGGCAGCCCCGUGCGCCGUGCAGAGCCGAGCGCGGCACAAAGCCAGGCGUGAGCCCCAGGCAGCGGAGGCAUGCGGCAGUAGCUCCACCUCGGGGCGGGCGAGGGCUGGAGUCUCCUCCCCGCCGCUCCCCGCCGUUGUUGUGCUGGAUCUGCCUCUGGCCCAGGUGGACAGACCCAGCCGGACCCCGCGGGUCAGCUGCGAGAUCCCUGGCCCAGGACCCGCCAGCACCAUGAAGCCCUACGUGACCUACAAGCAGCUGAACCCGCUGGACAAGCCGGAGGAGCAGCUGCCACCGGAGCAGGGGACCCUGCCUGCCCACAAGCGUGCCUGCUGGGCCGUGCUGGCUACCGUGCUGGCCGCCAUGCUCCUGGCCGCGCUGUUCACCUACCCCCUGGUCUUCCUGGCUGGCUCCACACCGUCGCGGCAAGACAGAGUCCAGCAGGCCCCCGGUGACGCGUGCACCGACCCAUGCCGGAUCACGCUGGUCGAGAGCAUCCCCGAGGGGCUGACGUACAGCAGUGCCGUGCCCUCCCACCCCUCCACCUUCCAGACCUGGCUGGAGCUGAUUGGGGGUGCACAGAGCAGCCUGGACAUCGCCUCCUUCUACUGGACCCUGACCAACGCCGACUCGCACACACGGGAGCCCUCGGCCCAGCAGGGUGAGCAGAUCCUGGCCGAGCUGACGCAGCUGCCCCAGCGCGGGGUGGCCGUGCGGGUGGCCGUCAGCACCCCCAAAGCCAAGCAGCCCUUGGAUGACCUGGAGGCGCUGGAGCGAAGUGGCGCCGCGGUGCGCAAGGUGGACAUGCCUCGGCUCACCAAGGGCGUGCUGCACACCAAGUUCUGGGUGGUCGACGGCACACACAUCUACCUGGGCAGUGCCAACAUGGACUGGCGGUCACUCACUCAGGUGAAGGAGCUGGGUGCAGCCGUCUACAACUGCAGCUGCUUGGCCCGGGACCUGGGCAAGGUGUUCGAGGCCUACUGGGCCUUGGGGGUGCCCAACGCCACCAUCCCGGAGCCGUGGCCCGACAGCUACUCCACCAUCUACAAUGCCGAGACGCCGCUCCAGCUGCAGCUCAAUGGCACACCAGCUAGCGUCUACCUCUCCAGCUCGCCUCCAGCUCUGUGCGCCCGUGGCCGGACCGAGGACCUGCGGGCGCUGCUCACCGUCAUCGACACUGCCACGGACUUCGUGCACAUCGCCGUGAUGAGCUACCUGCCCACCAUGGAGUUCUCCCGGCCCAAGAGGUUUUGGCCGGCCAUCGACAACCACCUGCGCCGUGCCGCCUACGAGCGCGGCGUCAGCGUCCGGCUCCUGGUCAGCUGCUGGUCACACUCGAAGCCGCCCAUGUUCCCCUUCCUGAAGUCCCUGGAGGCUCUGCAGGACAACAGGACGCGGUACAGCGUGGAGGUGCGUAUCUUUAAGGUCCCGGCGAACGAGACGCAGGCCCAGAUCCCGUACGCCCGCGUGAACCACAACAAGUACAUGGUGACCGAGAAGGUGGCCUAUAUCGGCACGUCCAACUGGUCGGGCGACUACUUCGUGCAGACGGCCGGCUCGGCGCUGGUGCUGGACGAGACGGGCGCGGGGGCCACGGUGCGGGCGCAGCUGCAAGCCAUCUUCCAGCGCGACUGGGACUCGCCCUACAGCACCGACCUGGGCAGCCUCGCCCGCUGGGAGAGCCUGUGCCAGACCCACUAGGCACCAGCCCCGGGGUGGGGGGCACCCCCGGCCCCUCGUCCACCCGUGCUCUGCGCUGGAGGAAGGGGCUGGGGGGUGCAGAGCUGUCAGCCUGGACCCCUGGGUUUCCUCCCAGCUCCAGGGGGGGAGUGGGGGCUGGGGGGUGAGAGUGGGGUGGGGGGCUGGGUUCUGGGGGAGGUGAGUGGGGUCCGGAGGGGAUAGAGCAAGGGGCUGGCAGCUCGGACACCUGGGUUUCCUGGGAGGCGAGCGGGGUUGAGGACCAGGGGCUGGGAGCCCUAGGGAAGGCAGGAUGGGGCAGGACCCCCGCCGGGCUGGUCUCAGCUCUGCCCCCCAUGCAGGGGCUCAGCUCCGGGCACCGACGCACCCUGUGCCGCAUGCCAGACCGGGGUUGCAGAGGUGGCGCAGGAGCAUGUCCACACUGAGCCAGCCACCAUGGUUAAUUAAAGCUCAUUAAGUGCCCGG